This is a messenger RNA of Phaeodactylum tricornutum CCAP 1055/1, 981 nucleotides long. Its product is annotated as malonyl-coa decarboxylase. The record is from RefSeq and is a predicted model, not a curated record. Gene Ontology annotation, biological process: positive regulation of fatty acid oxidation; acetyl-CoA biosynthetic process; fatty acid biosynthetic process. Lineage: Eukaryota; Bacillariophyta; Bacillariophyceae; Surirellales; Neidiaceae. The annotation marks the transcript as partial. Gene Ontology annotation, cellular component: peroxisomal matrix; mitochondrial matrix. Gene Ontology annotation, molecular function: malonyl-CoA decarboxylase activity. The transcript has a single exon.
CAUUUGAAACAGCUAGAUACGUUUCUGCGACGAUUGCUAUCUACCUGGUUCUCUCCAGGGCUACUCGAAGUGCAACGUAUUACCUACGAUGGAACACCUGCAUCGAUAAUUGAACAAAUUGUUCGUCAAGAGGCAGUUCAUCCCGUCAAGAAUUUAGAUGAUUUGCGCACUCGAUUUGGUCCCGACAGGCGAGUUUACGCCCUCUUUCAUGUUCUGCUCCCGGAACGUCCUCUCGUUGUAUUGCAUACAUCUUUACAACCAGAAAUACCCGCAUACAUGAAUCAGGUCUACAACGAAGGUUCCUUGCGUAGUGAUGCAAGGGUCGCUGCCUUCUAUUCCAUUUCAAAUCUGCAAGCUGGGCUAUCUGGAGUCGGCCUGGGAGAACACCUUAUUAAAACAGCGGUCCAUCGUCUGCAGGGUCGUAUUGGCCUCGACACGUUCGUGACAUUGUCUCCAGUUCCACGCUUUCGGAAAUGGCUGGAAGAACGUGUCCAGCACGUCACUGGCAAAUUCGCAUCCAACGAUCUUGUCGUAGGCGAAGAUUUGGCAAAGCUUUCCCACUUUUUGCAAUGUCGUGAAGAUGAGGCAGUCUCGCGUAUGGUAGAAACAUUGCGUCAAGAAGGUCCUUCCUGUUUGGAUGACAAUGCAGUUGAGGUUGAGAAUCUCGUCGCCCCGCUCUUACGCGGCACUCUUGCCAAACUUGCGGCUCGCUAUUUGGUGACGGAAACGCACCGCCGUAAACCUCUCGACGGUGUCGCCCGCUUUCAUGUAGGUAACGGCGCAAUUUUACACCGCAUCAACGUCAAUGCCGACACAAGCCGUAAGGGGUGGCACAACAGUUUCGGUAUAAUGGUGAACUAUCGCUACGAUCUGGAGCAGUUGCCAACGAACGUCACACAAUACGAGGCCGAAUAUCGGAUCCCUUUGGGAGAGGAUGUUCAAGCAUUGCUUGAUGAGUCCUUGCCUCCUUCGUUUGCUUAG